CCUGUAGCACAACAGUAUGACACAAACCAAAGCCAAAGCGGUUCGCGCUGGUAGUCGUGCAUCGCGGUCCAGCCUGGUUAUUUCUUUGUUGGAAUUCAUGCGCGACCGUUUAGUUCGCGUCUGACGGCGGGACAGUGUAGUUCGCAAAGUGAUUUUGAAGGGUGAGUUCUGUCUCUUUCCGACCAACGACGGUACGGUGCGAAAGGCGUGUGUCCAAAGGGAUGGUGUGGUCCCAGUUUAACCGCCCGCGCAGGGUGUGGAUCUGUAUGGAAGGAUGACUCAGAACGAUUUGCUUGAGCUGGGGCUUUGUUGGAGGAGUAUUAAGUGAAGAGGUUGCUUUUGCUGUGAAGAUUUGUUCGAGUGGAAAAGUGUCCGAUGUUCGGCGGGAACGGGGUCGCAAAUAUUUCCCUCGUAUCGGGAGAUGUUAUUUCGACGAUUGUGUUUGCUGUAGCAAUGGUUCCAGUAGGCUGCUGUUGUGCGAAAUGAGAAAAAUUUCAAUCUUUUCGAGCAUUUGUGCUGCCAGGUGGUGCAAAAGUAUACAAUAGUGUUUUCAUGAUAUCAGCAAAGAAACAAAAAAUCAGCAUCGAAAUGAAUAAUUUAGCGAGUGACGAAUAACAAAGGUUGAUACAUAUGAUGGUGUAAAAUGGUCAACGAAAUUCAACCGCUAGGCUGUUAGAUUCUUCGACAACAACGAAAUGGAACUACCGAGAGGAGCCAAGGUAACCCAUGCCGGGCUUAUGCAGCACACCCCGGAUGGGAAGAAGGAGAUUCAGAAAAUAACUCAGGCGGGACUGGUGGCUCGCUCGCCGGAGGGAACCGCAGCCAAGGGUAUGAACAUUCGCGGAAACGAAGACCUAUGGGUGGAGAUACAGGCGAAUACCUUCAAAAAUUGGGUAAACGAACACCUUCGAGAUUCGGGAAUGCAGGUCACCGAUUUUCACGAUGAUUUUUGCGAUGGAACAUACCUUUGUGCCCUAGUGGAAGGUCUUCAGAAACGUCCGUUGAAACCCAGCUGGAGCAAAAGACCCGCAAACCAGCAUCACUAUCUGGAAAACGCGACCACGGCGUUGAACGCCAUCGAAGCGGAUGGGGUGAAGCUAGUCAACAUAGGCAACGUUGACAUCGUCAACGGUAACGUGAAAUUAAUCCUGGGUCUUAUAUGGUCGCUGAUUGUGCGUUACCAGAUCGGUAGAAGUAAGUUCCCACCGCGGAAGCUCAUGCUGGCAUGGCUGCAGGCAGCUCUUCCGGAUUGCAAGGUGACCAAUCUAACUACGGAUUGGAACAGCGGGGUCCUACUGUCGGCUCUGUUGGACUAUUGUGAGCCCGGGAUUUUCCCCCACUGGCGUACGCUGGACGUCCACGACUCGGUUAGGAAUUGUGAGCGGGCCAUGAAAAUUGCUUACGAUCGAUUCGGAAUUCCGAAGGUGUUGGAACCAGAAUAUCUCGCAUCCAGCUGGUUAGACGAGCUUUCCGGGAUGACUUACCUGUCGUACUUUAUGAAACCGGAUGGACCGGGAUACAACGCUACCAUGCGGUGGGUCAAUCAGACGGUUAAGAGACCGGUUUCGAAUUUUACCACGGACUUCAACGACGGGAAAGUAUUCUGUGAGAUCAUUAAGGAUCUGGGAGGUCCCGUCCCGGAUCCCAGCAAGCUUAGUUCUGACCCUGCACUGUGGGAGAGUAAUCAAAACAAGGUUAUCGAAGGUGGCCUCAAAUUAGGAGUCAAACCGGUUUUGGCUGCUAAGGACAUGGCUAUGGCGGAUGAGGAGCAUCUGGGAAUUAUGGCCUAUACCACCUGGUUGCGAUGGGUUAUUCCAAGGCCGCCACUGGCAGAUAUGCUGGUUGUUCAUUUGGAAAGUAAUUCCGGGCGGAUUGGAGAACCUACAAGAUUUAAGGUAGAAGUGCUAUCCCGAGAAAUCGAGAUGUCACAGGUGAAGGCAUUCGUGAGCACUCCUAACAGCAACAUUCUGCAACCGGUGAAGUUAAAUGCUAGGGGAGAAGGGACGUACAUUCCUGACAAAUACGGAAUGCAUGAAAUCGUGUUGGAGGUCAAUGAUAAUCAAUUGGGUGGUUGUUUCUUCAGAGUCUUACCGCGACUGGUGCACGUGGCUCCACCUGGGAUGGCACCGUGUGCUUUGGGUAGUCUUGUUGAAGUUCUUGUGAAUGCUACCGGUGCUCCAAAGUUCGAAGACAUCAUGGUGACGGCGUACAGUCCAUCCGGAAGACCAUUGAAGUGCCCGUUAAAGAAGAUCGAUCACGGACACAGUGCCAUAUUCAAACCGGACGAAGCCGGCGUUUGGGAGAUUGCCAUAACGUACCAGGGACGCCACAUCCAGGGUGGUCCAUUCAGCUGCUCGGUGUUCGAUCCCAGUGGCGUCUCGGUGCACGGACUCGAUGGUGCCAUGCCACUGCGGGCUCACUCGUUCGAGGUGGAUGCCCGGGGAGUUGGAGUCAGCGGUGAGCUGCAUGUGGACAUCGUGCACGACAAGCGUUCGCUGGUUUGUUCGGUGGAGAAAUUGCAGGAGAACAAGUACCAGGUGACGUUCAUGCCCAGACAAAACGGGAAGCAUCGGGUGUAUAUAUAUUUCAAUGGGUACGAUGUCAAAGGAUCACCUUACAUUAUGCGAGUUGGUAGCAAGGGCCGAUCGGGUAAGACACGAAGCAGUCCACUUCAUGAUAGCAGGAUGAGGUCCGAAAGUCCUUCGUUUCAUUUCAACACGUCAUCUGUGAACAGGAAAAAUGAAACCGUUAGACGGGAUAUUUACUCGCCACAAACCGUGCAAACUACGAAAGAAUCAUACGCUACCCGGGUUACUUCUCCGAUGCGGGAAACUCCAUCGCCCAGAGAGUUUCAUAACAACAGUUAUAGGUCCGAAUACAAAAAUCUUUCGUCCAACAAUGAUCACGCGUUCAGAAAAAGCACGGAAAUGCUAGCGAGUGAUUCGAAAACUCCUACUCUGGACGAUGCGUACAAUUACGUCAAAACAGUUCGCACCGAGAAUCACGUUACUAAAACUAUUCGCCAGCAUCGUGAUUCGGAGAGUCCAAACUUGAUCCGUGCUAGUCCCGGCCUGAAAAGCCCACAAACAGUUUCGUCAACGAUUUACGAGUCCAACUCGAGAAAUGCUACCGCUAGUCCCAAGUUCUACACUUCCAGCACUCGUUAUGUACCCUCUCCCGUAGAGCACCGCAUCUCUAGCCCAAUCAACAUGCACGAGAAAAACGAAACGUACAAAGUUACCGAACGUGAGUCGUCUUACAAGAGCACUAUCACCCGAGACGUUAUCCGCGAUAGUCCACCUGUUGAGAUGUACAAGUCUUCUCCGGUGGCACCCGUAGAUUAUUCAGCGAACAUUAAGGUGACAUCGAACAACGGACCGUCCCGCCGUGACAGUCGGGAUGUGAUCAACAAGACGAAGCACAUGUUUUCGCACAACUCACUUGAAUCGUUGGCCAAUUUGACAGAGAAACAACUGAACACGGACUUGACCUUUGAUCGUACCGUCGAUCAUCAGACGGAGAAAAACACACAGUUCAACAAAUUCUCACUGGGUGAUGGAAACUACCGCGGCGAUCGGAAAGUUAUCGAUGACGAGGGAUUGUAUCGUUCGGGUGGAUACUUGAAGAACUAUAAAACCGAAUCGAACGAACGGUAUGAGAAGUACACUACGCUGAACAGUGGUUUCGAACCGAUUGGACGAGAUGUGACCGGUGCGAGGGCGAUUCGCGUUCAGGAUAUUCCCGAUGGGGUUCUUGGUCGGCCGGUGGAGUUUGAGAUUGACGGUUCUCAGGCUGGCUCCGGGAACCUGGAGAUCCUGGUCAAUGGAGGUCGUGUAACUUCGGCCGUGCGAGCUUUGGGCAAUCAGCGUUUCGUUGCAAGUUUUACGCCGCAUGAAUCCGGUGUUCAUACGGUGCAGAUAACGUUCAACGAGGAAACGGUACCAGGUUCACCGUGGAAUAUCAACAUAAUGUCCUCACCGGGACUAACGGCUCUCGGUGAAUCCACCCGGUUGGUACCGGCAAGUGUGCCGGCGGUUUUUGAGGUCCUGCCGCCUCCUGGAGCUUCGAUCCGGGGCAGUGACUGCGUGGCGACCGUGCUCUCGCCUAGCAAGAGCAAAGUCAACGCGCGAGUCACCCACGAGGCGGCCAACGGUGCACUGAGAAUCGAGUUCGUCCCGAACGAGGUCGGGACGCACAUAAUCGAAGCAUCGAUCGGCGGAACAACCUUGGUCGGUGGACCUUUGAUAGCGAAAGUGUACGAUUCGAGUCUAAUUCAGGUGACUGACGUUAAUGGUGGCGUGGUCGGUCAGCCAUGCCAGUUCAGAGUGGAUGCCAGUGCGGCCGGAGAGGGUCAGCUGGAAAUUUCGAUCAACGAAGGCGAAGUUCCGAACCACGUUCAAGUCGUUGGGGGUGGAAGAUGUUUGGUGUCAUUCACACCGGAACAAGCGAAGCCACAUUUAAUUGAUAUUAAAUUUAACGGUGAAACGGUAAUCGGAUGCCCGUUCGUAUGUUCAGUAGCCGACACUAGUCGAGUUUUGCUCAAUCUGUCCAAUCUGGAACUGAUUCCCGUAAACAGACCGGCUUCAUUUCACAUUACAGUUAGCGGUGGAGGGGCAGCUGAACUGGCAGUAAGUGUUCGUGGUCCUCAAGGAGAACUACCCGUCAGAGUAACCGGUGAUAUCCACGCGGGAUUUACCGCUGAGUUUACCCCGAAUCAUGUGGGAGCUCAUACGAUCAAUGUGGAGUACAACGGAUACCCUGUUCAAGGAACGCCUUUCGUGGCAAAAUCGUACGACCCGACCAAGGUUGCCGUGGGAUCAGUUUCAAAAGGAACCGUCGGCCGGCCAGUACAGUUUACGGUAGAUGCCGGAGAUGCCGGUGAAGGAAAUUUGGAGAUCACAAUCUCCGCCAAAGGCCAUAACAUUCCUACUCAAGUGCAUCCCCAGGGGAACGCCAAAUUCGCCGUAUCCUUCGUUCCCGCCGAGCCAUGCGAGCACAUAAUUAACGUUUCGUUCAACAAAAUGUUGGUCCCGGGCUGUCCGAUAACGGUUGUCAUCAACGGUGGAACAACCGGACCCCAGGUAUCGCUGGGUGGCCCUGGACCGCUGCAUUUGCCGAAUUCGCUAAUCAUCAACCACGCCGGAGGCCGACUGGAGGAUAUUGAGGUCAACGUUGAAGGACCAUCCGGACACUCGGUACCGGCGCAGGUGCUCCAAACGGCGGACGGUGUGUUCAAGGCUGAGUUUGUUCCGCGGGUUGUCGGAGAACAUCGGGUCAGCGUGACCGUCGAGGGUCAGCCAACGGUCGGCAGUCCGUACUCGGCGAAGGUGUACGACGUCACCGCGAUCAAGGUGAAGAACGUGAACAAUGGCACCGUGGGAAAACCGGUCGUAUUUUUGGUGGAAACUUCCCAGGCGGGACCAGGCAACCUGGAGGUCACAGUCAACGGAGGGCGUGUUCCAACUUCGGCACAAGCUCAAGGUCAACAUACGUACGCGAUCAGUUUUACUCCACGUGAAGCGCAGAACCAUACGGUGGAACUGCGAUUCAACGGGCAGGAUGUGCCGGGAAGUCCGUUCACAUGCAAGGUAUCCCCCGCUGCAAGAAUCGUUGCCAACGAUCUGAUGGAUAAGGUCAGCGUAGGACAUGUGUUUGAUUUCUUGGUAGAAUCGGACAUUUCGCCGGUUGUUGAAGUGCUUGGACCUGCUCGGCGAGCCGUUCACGCUGAUGUGACUCCUGCUCCCGAUGGGUACAAAGUGAAAUUCGAACCUAUCGAAGUGGGUGACCAUUCUGUUGAGGUUCGCCUACCUGGCAGUGGCCACGUGGAAGGGAGUCCGUUUUUGCUAAAAGCGUAUUCAGCGGAGAAGGUAGUCGUGACGGACAUUAGACCGGGGAUCGUUGGAAAGAGUGUUAGCUUCGGUAUCAACGCCAGCCAAGCCGGAGCGGGUAACUUGGAGAUUAUUGUUGCAGUUGGAGGAAAGAACGUUCCAAACUUUGUACAGUCGGAGGGAAAUGCUCGGUUUAAAGUAAACUUUAAGCCUACGGAAGCUGCAACACAUUCGUUGUCGGUGCGAUUCAAUGGGUAUCCGGUCCCAGGGUCGCCAUUUGCUUGCCACGUGACACAUGCCCCGCUGUCCCUGUCGAGAGCCAUCGCCAGCGGAGAAUCGCUGCGGCAGGCUCCGGUUAAGUGUGAAAACAUUUUUGAACUGGAAGGAUUUGAUGGAAUCGAUCCUCAGGUCCUGAUCACAUCACCUUCAGGAGAUACUGUUUCAUGUAGAGUGUCCUACCGCGAUGAAAUUCAUUUGGUUUCUUUUGUUCCGACUUCGGUGGGAAGACACUUGAUCAGCGUGACCGCCAACGAUCAGCAUAUUAACGGAUCGCCAUUCUCGUGCAACGUGUUCGACGUUUCGCGCGUUGCGAUCAGUGGAUUGGAUCAUCACAACACUUUGGCUUCACUGGGAGUUCCGUUAACGUUUAGUGUGGAUGCUGCUGGCGCUGGUGAAGGUACGCUUGAAUUGGUUGUGUCGACGGCUACCAGCACCGUUAAAGCAGAGGUCACCGCUUGUGCCAGAGGACUGUACGAUGUAACAUUCGUUCCCCAAACUUGUGAGCCACAUUUUGUCAACAUCACUUUCAACGAUCUUCCGGUUGAUGGAAGUCCUUUCCGAUGCGAGGUUCAACAGAAUACUCAACAUGUUCAGGUUGGAAACAGCACCUUCAUAGAGUUGGCUGGUGAAGAUCAAAGUGUUGAGAUUUACGAUCCGGAUAAUAAAAUGGUACCGUUCACGCUAUCUCGUAAGUCUGCCGAAUUCAAGGCGACCAAGAUCGGGAGCUACAUUGUUCGUUACAUCGAUCAGGAGACCAGAACAUUCAUUGCGGCUAGAACCAUAAACGUGUUUGAUCCUUCCAUGGUAAAAAUCGUGGAGGUAGGUGAAGCUUACUGCCACAAGCCAGCUUCGUUGGCAGUUUCGAUCAUGGAUGCAGGACAAGGAACUCUGACUUCUGUAGUACGUUGUGGGGGUCUAGAGGUUCCCCAUUCGAUCCGAGGACCAACCAAGAACGGAACUUGGGAGAUCGUGUAUCAUCCCACUAGAGUCGCUCCACAUAAAAUAAUGAUUCUGUACAAUCAGGUUCCGAUCGCCAGUAAACCGAUCGAGAUCAAUGUGUUGGCGCCAGCUAUGAGUAAAGAGAUAACCGUCAACGGUCUAGGUUUGUACCAGGCUCGAGUCGGCAAGACAACAUCGUUCGCCAUCGACACCGUUGGUCAUCCGGCACGGGAGUUUGAUGUGGUCGUUUCCGGCCCGGGAGGUCAAGCUCUGCCGGUGCGUUGCUACCAGACCAAGGGAGGCCACCUGCAGGCGGAAUUUACGGUGCAAAAAGUUGGACAAUGUUUGAUUGACGUACUCCAUCAAUCGAAACCAUUGCCGGGAAGCCCGUAUACGUGCGAAUCGUACGAUCCUUCGAAGAUCCACCUGCAAAAAGUGCCGAAGAUGAAUCUCUGUUCCAAUUCACCAAUCAGCUGGAACGUGAAAUCAGAGUCAGCGGGAGUAGCCGAAAUCGAGGUAACCGUACUGUCACCCACCGGACAGAAUGUUCCCGUCAAACUGAUCCAGCAGGAAGACUACGUUCAUCAGAUCGAAUUCCUCCCACUAACAGCGGGACACUACAAGGCAACCGUGGUGUACGGUGGAGAGAAUGUGCCGGGAUCACCCAUGACGUUUGCUGUUCAAACCAUCGGCAACAAAACGGACAGCCAUGCAUCCGGAAAUGGGCUAGAGGUUGCGCACCGUGGAAAAGAGACCUCUUUCGUGGUGUUCUGCCCAACUAUUCCCAAUGUGCAAAUCGAACGGUGUGACGAGCAGGCUGAGCGGAUCGAACCGAGAAUCAAAAAUCUGGGCAAUAAUGAGUGGAAAAUUUUCUACACAAUUUUAACGGUUGGAGAAUACGAAAUAAGGGCCAGUUGUACCAAUAGAGGACCACUGCCUGGAUCACCGUGGACAAUUGCUUGUUUAGAUCCGGCAAAGGUCACGCCGAUCGGAGGUUGGGGCAGUUUGUUGGAUAGUAACGGGAAGUUACUUCUUCCGGUUAAAAUUGCUUUCGAUACCAGCAUGGCCGGACCGGGAGAGUUGACUUGCUAUGUGAAUGGCAAUGACGUCGCUGUCGAGAAGCAAAACAGCGGAAGAAGUUUGCUUUACCUGUCAGAUGAAGGUCUCUCGAAAGGUGAACACAGUUUUGAUUUAACCUGGUCGGGCCUAUCAAUCUCCCAAAGCCCUGGGUACGUUUUUGUAACAGGAAAUUCAUCAGCAGCCGAUAAGGUCGUUCUGACAGGCCGAGGACUCACUUCCGCUCAAGUAGGUGAAAUCUCUCACUUUACGAUCGAUGCCUCGGAAGCUCUUUCCGGUAAACCGGAAGUUCACAUGCACUACGAAGACGGAGAAAAUCUGCCAGUGACAUUGUUACAACCAAGACCCAAUGAACUGAUUUGGUUGGCAUCCUAUAAUCCCCACAAAUCGACAGGUGGCCCAUUAAGCCUUGCCGUAGAAUGGAACGGACGGCCCAUCAAAGGAUGUCCACUGACCAUUUCGGUCGGCCCAGCGGUGGAUGCCGCUAAGGUACUUUGCUCCGGUGAAGGUCUCCGAAAUGGGGUGGUAGGCCGCGACAUUAAAUCAUGGAUCGAUACUCGAAGAGCCGGACCGGGAGAACUCACCGCGCAUUGCACCGGUCCUCGUAAGGUUGCGUACUGCGAACUGUACGAUCACGGAGAUGCUACGUUCACACUGAAUGUUAAACCGCAGGAACCUGGAAGACAUUCGCUCACGAUCAAAUAUGGCGGACAGCAUGUACCCGGUUCGCCGUUUACGCUGAGAGUUGCGGGAGCACCCGACGCCAGUAAAGUUCGCGUGUACGGACCAGGAAUUGAACAUGGAGUUUUAGCUACCUUCCAGUCGCGGUUCAUUGUGGACACCCGGGGAGCCGGAGCUGGGCAGUUAACGGUACGCGUGCGAGGUCCUAAGGGUGCUUUUCGAGUAGAAAUGCAACGUGAAAGUCAAAAGGAUAGAACCAUUCUGUGCAAGUACGAUCCAACUGAGCCAGGCGACUACCGCGUUGAGGUCAAGUGGGCUGGAGAAUUGGUGCCCGGUUCUCCGUUCCCGGUGCUGAUUUUCGACACACAGGAAGAGUUGAAACGAUUUUUACACGGCAAUUGAAAAUCAAUCUAAACCAUAUAAGUAUUUUUGUGCAGUUUGCCUACUCGUAAGAUGUUGACUAAUUUAUACAUUAGAUCAGAAUUUUCUGAAAGUUACAAAAACAAAACAAUAAAACAUUCUUUAUUUACAGCAAAUGAAUAAAAAACA
Topomyia yanbarensis is the source of this 9353-nucleotide messenger RNA. RefSeq names its product filamin-B (gene jbug). Gene Ontology annotation, biological process: actin cytoskeleton organization. The record is from RefSeq and is a predicted model, not a curated record. The coding region runs from base 696 to 9206 and encodes 2836 amino acids. Gene Ontology annotation, molecular function: actin filament binding. The transcript has 18 exons. Lineage: Eukaryota; Metazoa; Arthropoda; Insecta; Diptera; Culicidae.